This is a messenger RNA of Orbicella faveolata, 730 nucleotides long. RefSeq lists its product as uncharacterized. NCBI's taxonomy places the organism in Eukaryota, Metazoa, Cnidaria, Anthozoa, Scleractinia, Merulinidae. The record is from RefSeq and is a predicted model, not a curated record.
UUUGCUACGAUCAGGGCAUUUCCGUGGGCUUGAUGCAAGUUCUGGCUGGGCACCAGAUAAAAACAGAAUCCCUUCUCGCCAGGGUAACAGAGCAGGAUCUUUCAGACAUGAAGCUCGUGGUAGGGCAAAAAAUUAUUUUACGUCGCGUGAUCGAACGCCUCAGCAAGUCGACUGGUGAUAAUCCCACCCCUCCAGUGGCGACCAGUAUGAGGGGGUUUACUUCCAGCCUUCACCCCUUUAAGCUUCAGGAAGAGCCUGCCAACAAUAAAGUGCUUCACAAUGCGAACCCUAUGUCUGUUCCCGAGCAAGUUACACAACCUGAAACUCGGAAUUCCUCAAGUAACUCAACUGGUCCGGAAGGCGCCAAAUCCUGCUGAACGUGACAAUACCUCCAACAAAGGGCGACAUCAAGUGACUGAGAGUGGUCAUAUACAAGCAGUCAAAGUGAAGACGAAUAUGUAGAUUUAAAAAAAAGAAAAACAACAGAUGCUAAAUAUUCAUUGCUAUUUCUGUCACCUUUAUAAGUCUUUCUUUAAUAGUUUAAUACGAUAUAGCUGUUAUUAGUUGCCAUAGCUCUUCUUAUAUUAAUGUUUUGUAGUCAUAUAUAUAUAUAUAAAUUUAACUAUUUUAGACUUCCUUCAUAGCAUAGAAAUAGCGUUUGUGCGCGUUUGUGCUUCAGUUUUCUUGCUGACCUGUAUUUUAUUGCUGUUUAAUGCUGAUGUUAACUGGC